AUUUGUCUGGAACAAGAAAUCAAACAAAUACAGUACAAGUUUCAGAUUAUGAUAUAAGCCAAGAAUUGGCUGGAGUUCCAUCUCUCCAGAUUUUUCCUGAAAGCUCGUAUUUCGAUAUUAUUUGAGUUUGAUUCAUAAGAAUUGACCAAUAAAGUUACUCUGCUACAACAAGUCUUUGUUUAACCUGUGAAAGAUAUCUAUAUAUAUAUAUAUAUAUAUAUAUAUAAAUAAGCUUCGUCGGCCACAAAGUUUAGGAAUUUCUGGCACCCAACAAUGAAGCAAACAGCAACGGGUAUGAGGAAGUACGAAUCCAUUGACCAUGGAAUCUCACUUCUUGAUAGCGCCAGAGCUCGAAGGAGGUGGAGAUUUGCCUUUACAGCGAUAUACUCCAUCCGGGCCAUGCUAUCUCUUGCCGUGUCCAAAAGGGAUGACUAUUACAACUCCGGCAUGUUCGAGUUCGGUUCCUACAUGGGGAUCGAUAUGGAGCCAAGGUACGCUGCAGGGACGAUAGAAACCAUGAAGAUCAAUAGCAAACAUGAAGCCUUGAAACGUUGGCACGUUGCCUACGCAACGAUCUCGUUCGUUCAGAGAUUGAUCUCCCUCGUCGAUCAAGAUAUUAUAUCCGACAAACAGGAUUUGGUCAACUUUGAGAUCUUACAGGAAGAGUCCGAUGUGGUUGAUGUUAAUGAAAUAAGCUGCAGCAAAGUUGAUCAGAAGAAGCUGAUUGAAAUGGUGAAGAACAAAAACAUGGUGGCUCUGCGUGAGUUAGGGGAAGCUGCAGCCAUUGCCACUUCUCUUGGAACAAAUCCAGAGAAUGGAAUCAACGACAAUGGUGACGAUGUGAGCAAGCGUCGCGACAUGUUCGGUUCGAACACUUACCACAAGCGACCCCCAAAGAGUUUCUUUCAUUUUGUUGUGGAAGCUUUCAAGGACACCACCAUUCUCAUUUUACUUGUAUGUGCGGCUCUGGCGCUUGGGUUUGGAAUAAAAGAACAUGGAAUUCAAGAAGGAUGGUAUGAAGGAGGGAGCAUAUUUGUAGCUGUUGGGUUGGUUGUUGUGGUGUCAGCAAUCAGUAACUUCAGACAGGAGAUGCAAUUCGAGAAGCUAUCGAAAAUAAGUAACAAUAUCAAAGUGGAGGUGCUGCGAGAUGAAAGACGCAUACAAGUUUCCAUCUUCGAUAUCGUGGUCGGAGAUGUGGUGGUUCUAAGGCUAGGGGACCAAAUUCCAGCUGAUGGGUUGUUCUUAAAUGGCCAUUCUUUGCAUGUGGAUGAGUCAAGCAUGACAGGAGAGAGUGAUCAUUUGGAACUCAACUCCACAGAGAACCCCUUCUUGUUGUCUGGAACAAAAGUAGUCAAUGGACAUGGCCAAAUGCUGGUGACAUCAGUGGGAAUGGACACAGCAUGGGGUGAGAUGAUGAGCUCGAUAUCUCGGGAUUCUGAGGAACAAACACCAUUACAAGUUCGUCUUAACAAAUUGACCUCUUUUAUAGGGAAGGUAGGUCUCUCUGUUGCUUUCCUGGUUUUAGUUGUGAUGUUAGCACGCUACUUCACAGGAAACACAACAGACGAUUUUGGGAAUCAGGAGUACAAAGGUCGAAAAACGGAUGUAGACGAUGUGCUCAAUGCAGUUAUCCGUAUAGUUGCUGCUGCAGUUACCAUAGUAGUGGUUGCAAUCCCUGAAGGCUUGCCAUUGGCUGUGACACUAACACUAGCUUACUCUAUGAAGAGAAUGAUGGCAGAUCAGGCAAUGGUGAGGAAUCUGUCAGCUUGUGAAACAAUGGGAUCAGCAACUGUGAUUUGCACUGACAAAACAGGUACUUUAACACUAAACCAAAUGAAAGUGACCAAAUUUUGGCUUGGCCAAGAAUUCUUCGAGGAGGAAAACUCUUCCAAUACCAUAGGAGAGGGUGUUCAUGAGUUAAUAAACCAAGGGGUUGGCUUGAAUACAACAGGAAGUGUCUACAAAUCUUCAUCAUCAGAAUCCAAAACUGAAAUUUCUGGUAGUCCAACUGAGAAAGCGAUUCUCUCUUGGGCUGUAACAGAAUUUAGUAUGGACAUGGAAAAGUUGAAGAAAUCAUACGCCAUUCUUCAUGUGGAAACCUUCAACUCAGAGAAGAAAAGGAGUGGGGUUUUGGUAAAAAGAAUAGCCGAUAACACAAUCUAUCAACAUUGGAAAGGAGCUGCUGAGAUGAUCCUUUCAAUGUGUUCAAGUUACUUAGAAAAAAAUGGUAAAACAUAUCCCUUAGAUAGUGAUAACCAAAGGAAAAUUGAGAAUGUAAUCCAAGGAAUGGCAGCAAGUAGCCUAAGAUGCAUUGCCUUUGCUUAUAGACAAAUCUCAGAAGAAGAGGAAAACAACACCACACCAAUUGCCUCAAACUUGAAAGAAGAUGGCUUUACUUUAAUGGGAAUAGUUGGCAUUAAGGAUCCAUGUAGACCGGGGGCAAAAAAAGCUGUGGUAGCAUGUAAAUCAGCUGGAGUUUCCAUCAAAAUGAUCACAGGAGACAACAUUUUCACAGCAAAAGCUAUAGCCACAGAAUGUGGAAUAUUAGAUUUUGAUCACCACAACUCAGCAAGCAGCGGAGAAGUGAUAGAAGGUUCUGAAUUCCGAAACUACUCAGACGAAGAGAGACUACAGAGAGUUGAUCAAAUCAAGGUGAUGGCAAGAUCCACUCCAUUUGACAAGCUUUUGAUGGUCCAAUGCUUAAAACAAAAAGGCCAUGUCGUGGCCGUAACUGGAGAUGGCACGAACGAUGCUCCGGCUCUUAAAGAAGCCGACAUAGGUCUCUCGAUGGGCAUUGAAGGCACAGAGGUUGCAAAGGAGAGUUCAGACAUAGUUAUAUUGGAUGAUAACUUCGCCACAGUAGCCACAGUCUUGAGGUGGGGAAGAUGUGUAUAUAACAAUAUCCAAAAAUUUAUCCAAUUUCAAUUAACAGUCAACGUAGCAGCUCUCACAAUUAACUUCGUAGCAGCAGUAUCAGCUGGAGAAGUUCCCUUAACAGCAGUUCAAUUAUUAUGGGUAAAUCUCAUAAUGGAUACAUUGGGUGCUCUUGCACUUGCCACUGAGAGACCAAAUGAUGAACUAAUGCACAAACCUCCAGUGGGAAGAACAGAACCCCUUAUAACAAAUGUCAUGUGGAGGAACCUUUUAGCUCAAGCUUUAUACCAAAUAGCAGUACUCUUAGUUUUCCAGUUCCAUGGAAGCACCAUAUUCAAUGUAAGUGAGGGGGUAAAUGAUACACUAAUCUUCAACACUUUUGUUCUCUGCCAAAUCUUUAAUGAGUUCAAUGCAAGGAAACUAGAGAAAAGGAACGUCUUUGAAGGAAUUCUAAAGAAUCAUUUAUUUCUUGGGAUUGUGGGAAUAACAGUUGUUCUACAAGUUGUUAUGGUAGAAUUCCUAAAGAUAUUUGCAGAUACAGUAAAUCUAAAUGGUUGGCAGUGGGGACUUUGCAUUGCCAUUGCAGCUGUGUCUUGGCCAAUUGGUUGGACUGUCAAAUUCUUGCCUGUUUCUGAUAAGCCUUUCCUUAGCUACAUCAAGUGUUUUAAGAGCUGAUCGGUAUAUUGAACCUUUUUCCACUCCCACCUAUUAAAAAACUCAUGAGAAUUAGAUCAAACUCCAACUCUUCCAUGCCCCAAUCCUUAGCCCAUACAUCUUUCAAACAAUAAACGAGAUUUUUCAUUGAUAAAAUAAGAAGAAACAAGAGUUCUUCAACUCGUUUUAUCAGCUGCCUGAGAACAAAGGAUCUAGCACAGAGAAUACAAAGAGAGAUCCCCCCACCCCCCACCCCCCACGAGAAUACAUAUAUCAUAAAGAGAAUGAUAUGAAUUAUCCAGCCAAGGUUUCAAGUCAAACAGCUACCAGGAAAAUCAAGAAAUGGAUAAUAAUAUGCUAGAAAUGGCAUAGAUCUUCAAUGAAGGAAAGAGAGCCUCAUAUCUAUCUACACCAACAACUUUUCAAAUGGGAGAUUGCAUCUUUAGAUAAAACUUUCCAGUGUAAUUUUACAAAUUUUAAGGGCAAAUUGCCCUUUUAGGUCAUGUUUAGUUAGUUAGGGUAGUUUAGUUAUUUGAUAUAAGGCCAAGUCUUUAAUUUAUUAUU
Messenger RNA from Momordica charantia (bitter melon), 4092 nucleotides. Its product is annotated as ATPase E1-E2 type family protein / haloacid dehalogenase-like hydrolase family protein. Gene Ontology annotation, cellular component: plasma membrane; intracellular membrane-bounded organelle. Gene Ontology annotation, biological process: calcium ion transmembrane transport. Gene Ontology annotation, molecular function: P-type calcium transporter activity; ATP binding; ATP hydrolysis activity. NCBI's taxonomy places the organism in Eukaryota, Viridiplantae, Streptophyta, Magnoliopsida, Cucurbitales, Cucurbitaceae. The record is from RefSeq and is a predicted model, not a curated record.